This is a messenger RNA of Balaenoptera musculus (blue whale), 1257 nucleotides long. RefSeq names its product neurotensin receptor 1 (gene NTSR1). The record is from RefSeq and is a predicted model, not a curated record. The transcript is spliced from 4 exons. Gene Ontology annotation, molecular function: G protein-coupled neurotensin receptor activity. The coding region runs from base 1 to 1257 and encodes 418 amino acids. Gene Ontology annotation, cellular component: plasma membrane. NCBI's taxonomy places the organism in Eukaryota, Metazoa, Chordata, Mammalia, Artiodactyla, Balaenopteridae. Gene Ontology annotation, biological process: neuropeptide signaling pathway.
AUGGACCUCAACAGCUCGGCGCCCGGCCCCCGGGUCUCCCAGGCUGGCGACCCCUUCUUGCUACCGCCAUCGGGGCUGGAGGCGGCGCUCCUGGCCCUGGACUUCGGCAACGGCUCUGGCAACCUGUCAGAGCCCGUCCCAGCGGUGCCCAGCAGCGACCUGGACGUGAACACGGACAUUUACUCCAAGGUGCUGGUGACCAUCGUGUACCUGGCGCUCUUUGUGGUGGGCACGGUGGGCAACUCUGUGACGGCGUUCACGCUGGCGCGCAAGAAGUCCCUGCAGAGCCUGCAGAGCACCGUGCACUACCACCUGGGCAGCCUGGCGCUGUCUGACCUGCUCAUCCUCCUGCUGGCCAUGCCCGUGGAGCUGUACAACUUCAUCUGGGUGCACCACCCCUGGGCCUUCGGCGAUGCCGUGUGCCGCGGCUACUACUUCCUGCGCGACGCCUGCACCUAUGCCACGGCCCUCAACGUGGCCAGCCUGAGUGUGGAACGCUACCUGGCCAUCUGCCACCCCUUCAAGGCCAAGACCCUCAUGUCCCGCAGCCGCACCAAGAAGUUCAUCAGCGCUAUCUGGCUGGCCUCUGGCCUGCUGGCCGUGCCCAUGCUCUUCACCAUGGGCCAGCAGAACCGCAGCGCCGACGGCCAGCACCCCGGUGGCCUGGUGUGCACGCCCACCGUGGGCACCGCCAAGGUCAAGGUCGUCAUCCAGAUCAACACCUUCAUGUCUUUCGUGUUCCCCAUGGUGGUCAUCUCCGUCCUGAACACCGUUAUUGCCAACAAGCUGACCGUGAUGGUCCGCCAGGCGGCCGAGCAGGGCCAGGUGUGCACAGUUGGGGACCAGCAUAGCUCGUUCAGCAUGUCCAUCGAGCCCGGCCGGGUCCAGGCCCUGCGCCAUGGCGUCCGGGUCUUACGUGCCGUGGUCAUCGCCUUCGUGGCCUGCUGGCUGCCCUACCAUGUGCGACGCCUCAUGUUCUGCUACAUUUCGGACGAGCAGUGGACCCCGUUCCUGUAUGACUUCUACCACUACUUCUACAUGCUGACCAACGCCCUCUUCUACGUCAGCUCCACCGUCAACCCCGUCCUGUACAACCUCGUCUCCGCCAACUUCCGCCAGACCUUCCUGGCCACGCUGGCCUGCCUCUGUCCCCUGUGGGGGCACCGGAGGAGGAGGCCGGCCUUCUCGAGGAAGGCCAGCAGCGUGUCUGGCAGCCACACCUUCUCCAGCAAUGUCACCCGGGAGACGCUGUACUAG